UUGUAAAUCAAUGUGGAGUUCAUACUGUUCCUUAACCUUCAUAUUUCUUUUAAGUUCUCUUGCGCUUGCGAGCAGCCAGGGCAUGACUGGAUCUUAUGAAAACAUUGUAAAGAUCUCAGUAGAGUAUGAUAAAGACUUAGAAAUAAUUUAUCAUAAUGGAAAAGUCUUCAUGGACGUCUCCAGAAUGGAGCCAAUCCAGAAUACUCUAAAAUAUGAAGAAGCCACAAGCUUGGCAGAGCCAGCCCCAAUUGAGGAGGAAGAGAGUUCUAGUGGAGGAAGAUUCCCUCCAGGAAGUUACAUGUUUUACUACUGCCUCAUAGUUGCAGUUCUUCUGACUCUUGGAGCUGGUGUCAUGAGUGGCCUCACAGUUGGAUAUUUAUCAAUCGAUCAGCUUGAACUCGAAAUGAAAUUACAGAAUGGAACAGAAGAAGAGAAAAAGAAUGCUCUAGCAGUAUUACCCGUGCUUGAAGAUCAUCACUAUCUGCUUGUUACACUUCUUUUGGCAAACGCAUUGUGUAUGGAAGCUUUGCCAAUUUAUCUGGAUAGUAUCGUUCCUUCAGCUUAUGCUAUUUUAAUCUCAGUCAUUGCUGUCCUUUUCUUCGGAGAAGUAAUCCCUCAAGCCAUCUGUACUGGGCCUCAGCAAAUUAAAAUCGGAGCAUUCUUAGCACCACUUAUUCAAAUAUUAAAAAUAGCUCUUGGAAUUAUCUCUUAUCCUAUCGCUAAGAUUCUGGAUUGCAUUCUUGGUGAGCACAUGGCAACAAGAUAUUCCAACAACGACUUGAAAGCAUUAAUUGAACUUCACUCAUAUCAUGCACUUGAAGCUAUGGAUCAUGAACAAAACUGGAAAGCAGAAAAUCGUGGACUCAAACCAUACCAGACAAAGAUGAUCAAAUCAGUCUUAGACACCAAGGAUGGAUUUGUAGACAAGUUGAUGGUUCCAGAUAAUAAAAUUUUCAAAGUCAACAUUAACAAAAAUAUUAACAACAAAUUGGCUAAGAAGCUCACAGAUGCUGGAUAUAGUAGAAUCCCUGUGUACGAUGGAGAUGAUAAAAAUAGAAUCGUUGGUAUUCUUCUCAUCAAACAAUUGAUUGGACUUGACCUUACCGAGGAUAGAAAGAUUAGCGAUCUUGUCAAAGAAGGAGAAGUGGUACUUAGGAAACCAUUAUUCAUCUCACCCAAAGAAAAGUUUGAAGGUCUUCUCAACCAUUUCACAAAAGGAAGGUCUCAUAUGGCCAUCAUCACUGACGAUCCAAUAAAAAUGGAUAAGUAUGCUCAAGGGCUUGAGGAAAAUGCGAACGAAAGAUCUUUAGGUGAAGGCAGCAGGGAUGAUACAAUGAAAAGUGAUAUUAAACCCGCCAAAGUUCUUGGACUACUUACUCUUGAAGACCUAAUUGAAUAUAUCAUCAAAGAAGAUAUCCUGGAUGAAGCUGACUAUGAUAAAGACCUGAUGCAAAACAAAAACCCAAAUAUCAUGGUCAACAACAGAAACUGGCAUCAAAAUUCCAACAACUUGUCUCAAUUAUUUAUUGAAAAUAGAAGCAAAAUACAUGACUUUGUCCACAGUCAUCUAAAAGAGAGUUUUGAAGAUCACAAGAAGUUCAAGUUCAGGAAGAACUUAGCCCAAUCGAUCACGAUUGACAAAAAGGACCUCACACAUUCUCUUUUAGACAAGGAGUCUAGCGUAAUGGACAACCCAAUUAAAGAGAGGGAAGAUAACAAAGAAGAUCAAGCUUAAU
This is a messenger RNA of Moneuplotes crassus, 1736 nucleotides long. The record is from the annotation of a GenBank genome assembly. Lineage: Eukaryota; Ciliophora; Spirotrichea; Euplotida; Euplotidae.